GUUUGCAUAUGGAUACUAAACUAUAUAAAUUUUAUAACAAAUUCAAAUAAAUAAAAAAUAAGAUAAAAUUAUACCUGUAAAAAAUUGUGCAGUGCAAGAUGAGUUGUCCUAUGGGGUACAAUGGAUCCAAGGGGGAUCCUGCUCAAGAAGGCGACCAGCUAGACAACCAGGCCGGAAUGUUAUAUGGAGAAUAUUUAAUGCUGGACAAAGUUUUGGGAGCCCAAAGAAUGCUCAGCUCUGGAGGCGAAAAACACGUUCACGAUGAACACUUGUUUAUUGUCACACAUCAAGCUUACGAAUUGUGGUUCAAACAAAUUCUAUACGAAUUAGAUUCUAUAAGGGAUCUUUUUGGAGCUCUACGUUUGGAGGAGUCACAAACUUUGGAAAUAUUGAAGAGAUUAAACAGAGUAGUACUUAUACUCAAGUUGCUGGUGGAUCAAGUCCCAAUUUUGGAAACAAUGACGCCUUUGGAUUUUAUGGAUUUUCGAGAUUAUUUGAGACCAGCUUCAGGGUUUCAGAGUUUGCAGUUUCGAUUGAUCGAAAAUAAAUUGGGUGUAAAGACAGAUCACCGUGUAAAAUACAACCAGCGUUACACCGCCGUCUUCGGUCACGACCCGGACGCCAUGCGCCAGAUCGAGGCCUCCGAAAACGAGGCGACCCUCAGCGACCUUGUUCAGUCGUGGUUGGAGCGGACACCAGGCCUAGAACUGGACGGAUUCAAUUUUUGGGGAAAAUUCCGAACGGCCGUCGAGAAACAAUUGAGCGAACAGAACGACGCAGCCUUGCGAGAAGAAAUUGAAUCAGUACGAAAUUACAAAUUGAUGGACAUCCAAAAACGCAGAGAAGUCUACGAUUCGAUAUUUAAUCCAGAGGCGCACGAAGCUUUGGUAUCACGAGGAGAAAGAAGAUUUUCCUACAAAGCCUUACAAGGUGCAAUUAUGAUAACAUUCUAUAGAGACGAACCACGUUUUUCUCAACCUCAUCAAUUGUUGACACUUUUAAUGGACAUUGAUUCGCUUAUAACAAAAUGGAGAUAUAACCACGUUAUCAUGGUUCAAAGAAUGAUCGGAUCACAACAACUUGGUACAGGAGGUUCUUCGGGUUAUCAAUAUUUACGGUCAACUUUAAGUGAUCGUUACAAAGUUUUCCUGGAUUUGUUCAAUUUGUCGACGUUCUUGAUUCCGAGAUCUUUGAUUCCAAAGUUGACGUUGGAGAUGAAAAGUUAUUUGGGGAACUCUUAG
Molecule: messenger RNA, 1241 nt
Organism: Ctenocephalides felis (cat flea)
Lineage: Eukaryota; Metazoa; Arthropoda; Insecta; Siphonaptera; Pulicidae
Gene: vermilion
Product: tryptophan 2,3-dioxygenase
Exons: 9
Coding region: 99-1241 (380 amino acids)
Molecular function (GO): L-tryptophan 2,3-dioxygenase activity; heme binding; metal ion binding
Source: RefSeq, a predicted model, not a curated record